Messenger RNA from Thelazia callipaeda (thelaziosis nematode), 1684 nucleotides. The record is from the annotation of a GenBank genome assembly. NCBI's taxonomy places the organism in Eukaryota, Metazoa, Nematoda, Chromadorea, Rhabditida, Thelaziidae.
CUUCUUGAUAGAGUAGAGGAUAAUUUCAGCGAAAAGCAUUAUACGAAGAGUGUUUAAAACGGAAAUAUCAUUUACUCUAUGUGACAAAACUUCAGUUUCAUUGAAACCGAAGAAGGAUAUCAGACACAGAACGUUAAGCAGUGAUUCUAGUAGUGGAACAGGAAGAGAGUAUAAAAGCCAUGGAAGUACUGAUGAUCGUAUUGUUUUGUAUGUAAUAUGCCCUAAAGAAAUAGGGAAAGAACUAUAUGAAAACAGUACAGAAAAGAAAAAGAGUGAAGAAAAAAUGGAAGACAAUUUUGAUAUGCAAAUUGAAAAUGCAAUAGAACUAAAGACAUUUUUAUUCAAUAAAUUAGAUGAUCACGAAGGAUGUGUAAAUGCUACUAAGCAGAUUUUGAAUUUCGCUGAUAAAAGUCUUAAAGCAAUAAUCGCGUGGAUAUUUGCUUUAAUAAAUCGAGUUCAUAAGUCAGAAUUUGUUCCUGAAAUAGCAGUACUUCGUGCGAAGCAUCGGAUUUUGCAGUGGGCAGAGGCUUACGUUGCAAGUUCAGAUGCUCUCCGCUAUGCAGAUGCUCGUGAAAUGCUUUAUCUGUUGAAAUGGAGAAAUAAAAGAGGUUUGAAGGAUGAUGAACUUCUAAGAGGUAUCGAUCGCUUGACUUAUCAUAUUUAUCGGAAGUCAUUGAUUCAAUUACAUAUGAUGAAAAUUGAAAGGAAUCGCAGUUUUUUGAGUGUAGAUGAUGAAUCUCCUCUACGCAGCAAAUCAAGAAGAAAAAAAAAGCUUAAAUGUUCUUCUCUAUCCACAGAAAAUUGUAGUGUUUCAACUCCAGUUUCUUCAAUUCCAUCUGGAGUGAAAAUAUUCAGACCAACUUGGCUGUUACACAAAGAAUUGAUUCUUGCCACAGUUACAAAACCUUUGGUCAGACAUCAACUAGAAACAUUUCUUCAUGAUUCUAUGCAAUUUAAAAACACAGGAAGAAAGGCACUUAGUCCAAAUUCUAGAAUUAGCAUCUGUAAUUCCAAAAAACAGAUGUGUAAGUGGAGUUUUAUCGAUACCAAACUUUUGCCCUACUCACCAUCAAAUCAUUAUUCUAGAUAUGAGCAGUUUGAUUUAUUUAAAUCGUGUCCUAAGACUCAUAUACCAGCGGAUUUACAAGUGGAAGUUGGAAGUGUUUGGGAAAGUUGCCCUGCUCGGCGUCCUCAUUUUAAUCUUGAACCAAAGUUGUAUAAAUUUCCUUCCAACAGUUCCAUAAAUUUCCCUCUUUCUCAAACUGAUAAAUGUAUUGAGCUUGAUUCAUUUGAUCCAUAUUUUGAUGAUGAACGCAAUCAAAGCAUUGUCGAUGACCUAAGCAUUGAUGCUAGUGCUGCAGUGCAAAAAACGAUGAUACAUCAUCAAUUUAAAAUAUAUGAGCAAUCAUGCAAAUCGAAUCCAUCGAUACCUGUGAUACCGAAUAUUUGCUCAGGAGAAGUUUCAAAUGAAACAUCUUGGGAACUAGUGAAAGCAAGUAAAUGUCAGAAAUCCAACAGAUGUCAUUGCUGUCAGCAAGACGAACAUGCCAAGGAUAAUUGUCCAUUAUUGCAAUCUUUUCUUGAUAAAAAUGAACCAUGCAGUAUUUGUGAUGACAAAGGCCAUGUUGCCAAUUUCUGCCCUCCCAGAGUAAUCCAUUUUAUUUCAUAUUCAGUAGAGUUAUGA